CCCUGGGAUCUGGUGGAUCCUUGCACAUAAUAUGACUGAUCUUAAGCCUUUCAUCUGCCUUCACAGAGCCGAGCUUUUGGAUUUAAGGUAGUUUGCCCAGGACCAGACUUUGCUAUGUUGGCCAAGACAGUGCUUUCUCUUGGUCUGUGGCUGCAGUUUGCUGCGGGACAGAACACACCUGGGAGAGGUCCCCAGCACUCUGUUUCCAACUCAGAGGGGGAUCUCCUCUUCUUACUGGACAGCUCUGGCAGCGUCUCCUACUAUGAGUUUUCCAGGGUCAAGGAAUUCAUGUGGGACCUUGUGCAACCCUUCACCUUUGGCCCCAAAGAUGUCCAGACCAGCAUCAUCCACAUCAGCACUACACCCACCAUGGAGUUCCCGUUUGACCGGUACCAGUCCAGUGGGGCUCUGCAACAAGCCAUCCGGGACACUCAGCAGCUCAUGGGUGACACCAACACAGGCAAAGCGCUCUCCUAUGCCAAGGAGAAGCUCUUCAGUGGUGAAGCUGGUGCCCGGCCUGAUGUGCCCAAGGUCCUGGUUUGGGUGACGGAUGGUUUCUCCACUGAUGACAUCUCGGAACCCAUGAAGCUCCUGAAGGACAUGGGAGUAACGGUGUUCAUCGUCAGCACGGGACGGGGGAACUACCUGGAGCUCUCUGCUGCUGCCAGCCAGCCUCCUGAGAAGCACCUGCACUUUGUGGAUGUUGAUGAUUUAACCAUCAUCACCAAAGAGCUGCGAGAUUCUAUCCUAGAUGUUAUCCAAGCAAAUCGGCUCCAUGCAGUAGACAUCACCUCAAGCAGCUUCCACCUGGUGUGGCCCAAACUCCUCUCCCAGGAAACUGGCUACUACACCCUAGAGUAUGCCCCAAUAGAUGAUCUAGCAAGGAAGAGGACACAUCAAGUGUCUGGGGCUCACAGUAGCCUCACACUGAGCAACCUUGCACCAGAGACUACGUACGAGGUGGCACUCAUUCCUGAAUCCAACAUCCACUACUUCCCUCCCCAGACAACAAGGGUUACUACCCUGGCAGAGGAAAUAAGCCCAGCCCAGGUUUUGAUUUCGGAGUCUGGGCCACACAGCUUCCAUGUGAGCUGGGCUCCUACCCUGGACAGUGUGACCAGCUAUCAGGUCCUGUAUGGACCACUGCCCGGCAACUCGGUGAAGCUGCUGGAGGUGGAUGCUCAGCACAAUGGCACCGUGGUGGAGAACCUGGCAGCCAACACAACCUACCUGGUGACAGUGACUGCGAUCUACAGGUCAGGGAAGGAGAGAUCCCUGUCAGCUAAAGCAUGCACCCAGGAAGAGGGCUCCAAAGUGAGGCACCUUCGCUUUGAAGACAUGGGCCCCAGCACCCUGAAAGCCUCCUGGGACUCUGCUGAUGGGAAAGUCCUUGGUUACAGAGUGAGAUGCCGGCGGCAAACGGGCCCUUCUUCUGUCAUCAGCGUGUCGGCACAGACCCGCAGCGUGCUCCUCACAGAGCUGCCCGCAGGCACCACCAACAAAGUGUGUGUGAAGCCCGUGUACAAGAACCAGGCAGGCAAAGGGCUGUGCCGCAUGGUGCACAUGCAGCCAGCUACAGAGGCCCAAGGAUAUAAGCACAGACAGAGAGCGUGA
Molecule: messenger RNA, 1614 nt
Organism: Nestor notabilis (Kea)
Lineage: Eukaryota; Metazoa; Chordata; Aves; Psittaciformes; Psittacidae
Gene: VWA1
Product: von Willebrand factor A domain containing 1
Exons: 6
Coding region: 115-1614 (499 amino acids)
Molecular function (GO): protein binding
Source: RefSeq, a predicted model, not a curated record